AUGGCUAAGGGGCGCAAGCCUGGGCGUCCACCUAAGGAGAAAGGUAAGAGGAAAAAGAACACGAGGACACCGGCGGCAACGCAAGAGGAGCGGCGUAUGGUGACGCCGGAAUCUGGUAUUCCCCAAAAUCUCGAACAACUACAACUAGCGGAUUGGAUACCGGAGUCGAGUCAGGCGAGAUCUGGGAAGAUACCGACGGCGAAAAGAGGUGAGGAAAAGAUGGAAGAUAAUGAAAAGGAGAAGGUAUCGACUGGUCCUCAAGCUGUGGCUACUCGUAAACUUGAGUUCAAUACUGGGCAAACUCCGACAAUGGCGGAGAUUGUGCGAGGAAAUCGGGCGAAACAACAUGGGUUGAAACUAACUUUUUUCCCCCCAACAAUUAGGGAUGGAUUGAAAGUGGUCAAGCUCAACCAUAAGGAACUGAAGGAACAAUGUGAGAAAUGGCAGUCAACUCUAAUUGGCUAUGUGAUGGGAGGCACUCCGGCGUUUAAAGAAAUGCUUAAGUUUGUAUAUGGAGUGUGGACUGCUGUUCAAACUCCACGAGUGAUACUCCAUGAUGAUGGCUAUUUCCUGUUUCGAUUUGAAGAUGAGGCGGAUAUAGACCUCAUAAUGCAGAAUGGACCAUACACCUUCAACAGCAGACCGAUGAUAUUGAAGAACUGGACGCCAGAUUUCCAGAUGGAUGACGAACCUAUGCGAAUUGUGCCCAUUUGGGUAACUUUCCCACGACUGCCCCUGGUUUACUGGUCUGCUGAAAAUAUGGGCCGUAUAGCAAGCUAUCUGGGUAAGCCGGUAUGUACAAAUAAAUUGACAGCUUCGUGUGAAAGGGUAUCGUAUGCUAGAAUGCUGAUAGAGAUGGACAUCACCCAGGUCUUACCAGAUGUGUUGGUUAUUGAGCAACAGAAUGGGGAGCUAAGGGAGCAAGAGAUUGAAUAUGAGUGGCACCCCAAACUGUGCCACGAGUGUCAUGAAUUGGGGCAUUUAGCAGAGGAAUGCAAAGCACGAGGUGAGGCGAAUGAGAAUAUGCCUAAGGAAAAGAAGAAGGCUAAGAGGAAAAGGAAGCAGGACAGGGCUGAGUGGCAAGAAAAGGCCACUGACCUGGCUGCGAUACCUCAGCAAGGAGAUCGGGAACAAGCUGGGAAGCAAGUGACUCUAGGAUAUGGUGAGCAAGUGCAGGGGGAAGCCUCUAAAACUGUCGCAAAUACGAAAGAGGUGGCUGCGGAGAGUGGCAGCCAGGGCAUUGUAGCUCAGGUGAUACAGCUCCAUGUCGGGCAGAGUAAAACAGCAAUGAUCACUAAAGCUGGUCAGGGGCAAAGCCCCAAGGCACUCAACCCGCCAUGA
Messenger RNA from Lycium barbarum (goji berry), 1341 nucleotides. RefSeq lists its product as uncharacterized. Bases 1 to 1341 code for a protein of 446 amino acids. NCBI's taxonomy places the organism in Eukaryota, Viridiplantae, Streptophyta, Magnoliopsida, Solanales, Solanaceae. Gene Ontology annotation, molecular function: zinc ion binding; nucleic acid binding. The transcript has 2 exons. The record is from RefSeq and is a predicted model, not a curated record.